AUGGCGUCGGCGUUGAGAUCCAGCAUUCUCCGCCACAUUCGGGUUCCGGCAUCGGGGUCUCUGAACCUAAACGGAUCCAGUUUGCUCGUCUUUCGGUCAAUGUCAUCGCACGGAGACGAUCACCUCGACAAACAGGAGGUGGUGAAUCGGGUUCUCGAUGUCAUCAAGAGCUACCCCAAAGUCGACCCAUCCAAGGUGGCGCCGGAUGUUCAUUUCCAGAAGGAUCUGGGGUUGGAUAGCUUAGACACGGUGGAGAUUGUGAUGGCUCUUGAGGAAGAGUUUAAGCUGGAAAUCCCUGAUAAGGAGGCUGACAAAAUCGACUCGUGUCCGCUCGCGAUAGAAUAUAUCUACAACCAUCCCAUGUCUAGCUAA
Molecule: messenger RNA, 372 nt
Organism: Striga hermonthica
Lineage: Eukaryota; Viridiplantae; Streptophyta; Magnoliopsida; Lamiales; Orobanchaceae
Source: the annotation of a GenBank genome assembly